AUGGCUUCCCCGCGUCGCCGCAUCGAGACAGAUGUCAUGAAGCUGUUCAUGAGCGAUUACGAGGUCACCUUGGUCAAUGAUAAUAUGCAGGAGUUUUACGUGCGGUUCAAGGGGCCUACUGAGACUCCCUUCGAAGGUGGUGUCUGGAAGGUUCAUGUCGAGCUCCCUGAUCAGUACCCGUAUAAGUCGCCGAGUAUUGGGUUCGUGAACAGGAUUUUUCACCCUAAUAUUGAUGAGCUGUCUGGAUCGGUCUGCCUCGACGUCAUCAACCAAACCUGGUCGCCCAUGUUCGACAUGAUCAAUAUUUUCGAAGUCUUCCUCCCGCAGCUGCUGCGCUACCCGAACCCGACGGAUCCGCUGAAUGGGGAGGCGGCGGCGCUGUUGAUGAGGGAGCCGAAAAGUUAUGAUAUCAAGGUCAAGGAGUACGUCCAGAAAUACGCCAGCAAAGAAGCAGCCGACGAUGCCGGCGCCGAAAGCGAAGACGACGACGAUCUGUCCUCGGUGGCGAGUUUCGACGACGACGAUGAGGAACAGCAGCCAGCUGGUAAGAUGGAUGAUGUAUAG
Messenger RNA from Podospora anserina S mat+, 564 nucleotides. RefSeq lists its product as uncharacterized. NCBI's taxonomy places the organism in Eukaryota, Fungi, Ascomycota, Sordariomycetes, Sordariales, Podosporaceae. The record is from RefSeq and is a predicted model, not a curated record. Gene Ontology annotation, cellular component: nucleus. Bases 1 to 564 code for a protein of 187 amino acids. Gene Ontology annotation, molecular function: ubiquitin conjugating enzyme activity. Gene Ontology annotation, biological process: ubiquitin-dependent protein catabolic process; protein polyubiquitination. The transcript is spliced from 7 exons.